AUGAGUACUCAAUUCACUGGAACGCGUAAAUCCAGACCGUUUGGUCUGUAUAAAACGCAUUAUCUGCCCAAUUUGCAUCGUGUUGGUGGUUCUUAUUUUCGCUCUCGUUCCAAACGAAAAAGUCACGUGGGUAGAAGAUCUGCUCGCGCACCUGUUGCCACAGUAAAAAAGGAACCGAAGAAUAUCACAUGGCUUCCGGGUGACGAUUAUCUGUUGAUUCAUUCGGUGCUUUUACGUCAAUCCGUGUUUGCCAAGCUCCUCAAUGAUCAUCCGACCGUGUUCUUCGCCGGACGUGACGAAUUAGAUCUGUUUCGUCAGUGGAGUCGUUUUCAGAGCUGUCACAUGAUUAAAGAGGGCAAUUUGCCCCCAAUGCCUCAAGUUUCGACCGAUAAUGUGAGCGUAACUGGUUCAAGAAGUCAGGCCGCGGAUCUCCGUCUUAUUGGGGCUAAGCACGAUGACUCCGUGAUAGCGAGUGGUCUCAAUAAUGACGACACAGUGCUGGGUGGGGAUCCAGAAAGUUUUUCAGAUACGGAACUCUUGUUGGAAGAGACCACAGCCAGUGCACUUUCAGCUGGACUGGAUAAACUGACAGAACCAUCUACGGCGGCAAGAAGACAUCGAUUGCUUGGCCAGUCCUCCUAUCACGGAUUUCAGAGUUUGGUGACUGAAUCUGUGAUUUCGGCCUUGGUCCGGGAAAAACAGCAGCAACAACAACAGCAAUCGCAUCAGUUGAUCGACUCAAAUCGUGACGACUCUAGUCGAGGCUGGUAUCCUUCACACGCGGGUCGGCCUACCCCCGGGGCAAUAUUAGCGGGGUUGGAGCGAUCAAAUCCCGGUCCAUCUAAUCGUCUGAUAGCUUCCACCGGAACGUCAUCUCCUUCCACUAUCAAUUCGGAAUUCGACUUUCGGCGUCGUUUGGAACUCUAUCGGUUUCGUAAACGUCUGUUUGCCCGACUAAGACGGACGGCUGAAGAGGCCAAACGUUGGACUCGACUCGUGGAAAUCCGGGCGGCCAGCGGACUAGAGCUUACAGAUCCACAACCUAUUUACCCGGUCCUGGCUGCUCUGACUGGCACGCGUACCCGAUUCUUGUUGAAGGAGAAAGAAGUGACUUUCGGUCGAAGUUCACUAGUCUAUCAGCCCCAUAUCGACCUGUCUCGGGAAGGCGAUAGUACUCGGGUCUCACGCUGUCACGGUCGAAUUCGUCUCGCCACGAGUGGCACGUUCUGGCUCGCUAAUUUCUCGAAACAUCCUGUUUUCGUCGACGGUAAUCCCGUGCUAACUGGGUUCAAUGCCUGGUUAUCACAAAUGCGAGAAAUGUGGCUAGACGAGGAACCGAACUCGUACGACAUAUCGGUCAGUGGUUUGGGCUCAUAUAAAAACGAAAUGAAAAAUUUACGUAGUUUAGAUGAUGAAUGA
Molecule: messenger RNA, 1419 nt
Organism: Echinostoma caproni
Lineage: Eukaryota; Metazoa; Platyhelminthes; Trematoda; Plagiorchiida; Echinostomatidae
Source: the annotation of a GenBank genome assembly